GUUGCCAUCAUGCCUCAAACCCGAUCCCAGGCACAAGCUAUAAUCAGUUUUCCAAAAAAGAAACUGUCUAGGAUAUUGGACACUAAACUAGUACCGACAAAUGUCCAGGCUAUACCCUGUUCUCCUUAUUUAAAAAAUCUGCCUCUCAGCCCUAGAAAACGUCUGGGUGAUGACAACCUGUGCAACACUCCUCGUUUAUCUCCCUGUUCUCCACCAAAGCAAGGCAAGAAAGAGAAUGGUCCCCCUCGCUCACGUACACCUAAGGGACGAAGAUUGGUAUUUGACAAUCAGCUGACAGUUAAAUCUCCUAGAAAAAGAGAACAAGCUAGAGUUCACCAAAACAAAAUACCUUCCUCAGUUCAAAAGAGUCAUGAGAGCACAAUAAAGUCUGAGCAAAAGUGUCCACAGGAGAAAGAAUCUGCAUGUAUGAGACUGUUCAAGCAAGAAGGCACUUGCUACCAGCAAACAAAGCUGGUCCUGAAUACAGCUGUCCCAGAUCGGCUGCCUGCCAGGGAAAAGGAGAUGAAUGUCAUCAGAAAUUUCCUGAGGGAACACAUCUGUGGGAAAAAAGCUGGAAGUCUUUACCUUUCUGGUGCUCCUGGAACUGGAAAAACUGCCUGCUUAAGCCGAAUUCUGCAAGACCUCAAGAAGGAACUAAAAGGCUUUAAAACUAUCAUGCUGAAUUGCAUGUCCUUGAGAAGUGCCCAGGCUGUAUUCCCAGCUAUUGCUCAGGAGAUUUGUCAGGAAGAAGUAUCCAAGCCAGCUGGGAAGGACAUGAUGAGAAAAUUGGAAAAACACAUGACUGCAGAGAAGGGCCCCAUGAUUGUGUUGGUGUUGGAUGAGAUGGAUCAACUGGACAGCAAAGGGCAGGAUGUAUUGUACACACUGUUUGAAUGGCCAUGGCUAAGCAACUCCCGAUUGGUGCUAAUUGGUAUUGCUAAUACCCUGGAUCUAACAGACAGACUCCUGCCUAGGCUUCAAGCUAGAGGAAAAUGUAAACCACGGCUGUUGAAUUUUCCACCUUACACCAGAGUUCAGAUAGCCACUAUCUUGCAAGAUCGACUUAGUCAAGUGUCUAGCGAUCAGGUUCUGGACAAUGCUGCAAUUCAGUUCUGUGCCCGCAAAGUCUCUGCUGUUUCAGGAGAUGUUCGCAAGGCACUAGAUGUUUGCAGGAGAGCUAUUGAAAUUGUAGAGUCAGAUGUCAAAAGCCAGACCAUCCUCAAACCACUGUCUGAAUGUAAAUCACCUGAAUCUCUGAUUCCCAAGCGGGUUGGUCUUAUUCACAUAUCUCAAGUUAUCUCAGAAGUUGAUGGUAAUAGGAUGGCCUUGAGCCAAGAAGGAGUGCAAGAUUUCUUCCCUCUUCAACAGAAGAUCUUGGUCUGUUCUUUGCUACUCUUGACCAGGCAGUUGAAAGUCAAAGAGGUCACUCUAGCAAAGUUAUAUGACGCCUAUAGUAAAGUCUGUCGCAAACAGCAGGUGGCAGCUGUGGACCAGUCAGAGUGUUUGUCACUUUCAGGGCUCUUGGAGGCCAGGGGCAUUUUAGGAUUAAAGAAAAACAAAGAAACUGGCUUAACAAAGGUGUCUUUGAAGAUUGAAGAGAAGGAAAUUGAGCAUGCUCUGAAAGACAAAGCUUUAAUUGGAAAUAUCUUAGCUAUGGGAUUGCCUUAAGUGCUUCUCUUAUACCCUACCUGAAAGUAUUACAGCUGGCAUUUAGGGAGCUACGGAGUCUUCAUUUUAGUACUUUAUACAUUCAGGUCUGAAAACAAAUAUGACCUUUUUUACUUGAAUCCAGUGAAUUUUAAUCUAUAGAUUCAUUACUAUUAGGACAGAAUAAUAUCCUUCAGUCUUAUUUGUACCCACAAAAGUGAACAAGUAGACUCUUUUUAAUUAUAUUCACUACUUCUACCACUUGUGUGUCUUUAACCAAAGUGUUUGCAAAUAAUACAGAUUUGUCUUGUGGAAUGUGUAUAUAAUUACCUCUUAGUGAGAACUUUGAGGUUAAGGUAAGAAAAAUGAAAAAGAAUGAUCCAGAAGAAUAAGUAAGUCCACAUGGAGAUUUGAGGACACUUUGGUCAAAUGGAGUAUACUGUGUUCACAUUGCAAAUAGUCCCACAUUGUGACAUUUUAAA
Messenger RNA from Otolemur garnettii (small-eared galago), 2129 nucleotides. It is a transcript of the gene CDC6, whose product is annotated as cell division cycle 6. Bases 10 to 1668 code for a protein of 552 amino acids. The record is from RefSeq and is a predicted model, not a curated record. Gene Ontology annotation, biological process: DNA replication initiation; cell division; mitotic DNA replication checkpoint signaling. Lineage: Eukaryota; Metazoa; Chordata; Mammalia; Primates; Galagidae. The transcript has 11 exons. Gene Ontology annotation, molecular function: ATP hydrolysis activity; DNA replication origin binding. Gene Ontology annotation, cellular component: nucleus.